This is a messenger RNA of Aspergillus saccharolyticus JOP 1030-1, 4587 nucleotides long. Its product is annotated as putative RNA-binding protein. Gene Ontology annotation, cellular component: cytoplasm. The transcript is spliced from 7 exons. Gene Ontology annotation, molecular function: mRNA binding. The record is from RefSeq and is a predicted model, not a curated record. The coding region runs from base 1 to 4587 and encodes 1528 amino acids. Lineage: Eukaryota; Fungi; Ascomycota; Eurotiomycetes; Eurotiales; Aspergillaceae. Gene Ontology annotation, biological process: post-transcriptional regulation of gene expression.
AUGGCUUUCAAAAACGGACUUAGUGAACGCCUCGACGAGCUGCGAUUUCCGUCUCCACGAUCCCCUCCUUCUGAUUCACCGUUCCCUGGCUAUAAUGCGCUUUCUCCGACCCAUUCGAACUUCGUUUCGGCAUUCUCGCGCCCAUCGGGGGACGUCCGCGCCAAUCUUCAACGCCGCUUCACGACAGAUUCGAGCAAAUUGUCCUCAUGGAAUUAUAUAAAUGGUGUUGGUGGGAGUGCACAGGCGCAGGACCCUCUAGAUCUCCUCACAUCGUUUGAGAAAAAGCGUCAGCAUAUCGAAUAUAUGCGAGAGCAGAGACGGCGAUUCGAGGAAGACAUGAAACUCUUAGACAUGCAACACGAGAAAGAGAAGCUGGAGAUGGAUCAACUCGCCAAGGACCUCGCCAAAGCUGGUCUGUCUGGGCCCGUCAGUGAGCCGACGACGCCGCCGGAAUACCAUGACAGCAACCUCCCUGGCUUUACCCGCCCGACUCGAUUCUCAACUUCCAGCGUCACUUCGUCUCCCGGCUUCUUUAACGUAUUUGCGCCAUCUCAAGUGACGACUCCCCAGAGCCAAGUGAACCAUAGCUCUGCACAGACUCCCACAAAUCGGUUCUCUGUUCACUCCGUGCCUGGCUCUCGAAGAAAUUCUGAGAAGGAAGACUUCAGCCAGGAGCCUGCAUCACCUUUUCGUCCUGGGCCAUCCAUUCACCGGUAUUCCAUGCCUUCAUCUGGGUUAGGCUCCCAGAUUCGCCCUAAUAUGACAUCUUUCGAUCGGUCAUCCGGUCUUGAAUCUUUCAACGCUGCAAAGUACUUAUUUCACAGCGAAGACGACCGAUCCAUGUUGAAGGACGAGGAUCGAAUCCCAACGCCCGAUAUCAGGAGCUAUCUCAAAUUGACGGACCCAGACGAUAAGUUUCCCACGCUCUCACGACGUGACGACUCAGGCUUGUUAUCCGCGAACUCAGAUGCCUUAGACUUGGCAAAUUCGCGUACCCCGAAUCCUGAGACCUGGAACUCUCACAGCCGUCAUCGUACUUCGCACCAGAGCAUGCCUCAGAAUGCACUGAACAUGUUCCGCCUAGAACAGCUUGGGACGGACGAGAACCAUGCUCACUCGACCACUCCUGCACGUCACGCCGCCAGCCACUCGCUUGAGGCUAAUAUUAUCUACAGCACUGACGGCAAUAACGAAAGCAUGUCUGCCACAAUUUCUAACCGACCUACAUCGCUACAGUCCUCUUACUCGACGAACGACCUCCCCACAGUCAAAGGCGAUGCCUUCAACCCAGCUAUCACCCCUCCCAAGACUCAUGCUGAGCAUUUUCAGCAACACAAUACCAAUCUCGGGCGAAUCCCGGGCGCUGGUCCUGCCAGUCGCCUUUCUAAGGAGUCACCCGAACACGAGGAGGCCAAACUUCAGAGCACCCGAUCUCAGCAGACGACUCUUCAAGCCAGUGCUGCCCCCUUCGGUCCCCAGCUCACCACUGGAGCCGGAGGUGUUAACAUGGCUGCGCCCACUACACUGACUCCCUUCCAGCCGCCUUUCUACGGUUACGGUAUUCAAGCUUUCAUGGGUGCUCCUGCGCAGCUUCAGGCGUACAAUCCCGCGGCCCCCUUUAGUGGCUAUCCCGCCGCUUACGGACAUUUUCGUCCUGGGGAAGCCCCAGCCAAGGGAGCCAGCACUCGUCGGAGUGGUGAUGCGGAUACUGCCCAAUUGUCUCGUUUCACCAACUUCCCGCUUGAACAUUAUCAGGGCGAGUUGUAUAGCCUUUGUAAAGACCAGCACGGGUGUAGGUACUUGCAGAGGAAGCUGGAAGAGCGUAGCCCGGAACAUGUUCAGAUGAUUUUCGAUGAGACUCACAUGCAUGUUGUUGAGCUUAUGACAGAUCCGUUUGGAAAUUACUUGUGCCAAAAACUGCUGGAGUAUUCAAAUGAUGAGCAGCGCACGGCUCUAAUCAACAAUGCUGCACACCAGCUAGUGAAAAUCGCGUUGAACCAGCACGGUACGCGAGCUCUGCAGAAAAUGAUCGAAUUUAUCUCGACUCCGGAGCAAACUCAGACUGUGAUUCAUGCUUUGAAAGAUCAGGUGGUAGAGUUGGUGCAGGACCUCAAUGGAAACCAUGUUAUUCAGAAGUGCCUGAACCGUCUCUCUGCAGAAGAUGCUCAGUUCAUUUACGAUGCUGUUGGUGCCAAUUGUGUGGUCGUUGGGACUCAUCGGCAUGGAUGCUGUGUCUUGCAGCGCUGUAUCGAUCACGCCUCCGGCGAGCAGAGGGCACGUCUCAUUGCUCAGAUCACGUCCAACGCAUUUGCGCUUGUUCAGGACCCAUUCGGAAAUUACGUUGUGCAGUACAUUCUGGACCUCGCAGAGCCUCACUUCACCGAGCCUCUGUGUCAGACUUUCCGUGGCAACAUUCCUGCCUUGUCCAAGCAGAAGUUCAGCUCGAAUGUCAUUGAAAAGUGCUUACGUACUGCUGACAUCCAAAUCAGACGUCAGCUGAUUGAUGAGAUGCUGGCAGGUGCGGAACUCGAGAAGAUGCUGCGGGACUCCUUCGCCAAUUACGUCGUACAAACAGCCAUGGACUUCGCAGAUGCUGACACACGUACACGCAUUGUUGAGUCCAUCCGGCCUAUCCUACCAUCAAUUCGUCAAACCCCGCAUGGUCGUCGCAUUGCCGGCAAAAUGCUGGCUUCGGACGGCUCUGGAAGGGGAAGCGCUACCACCAGUGGCCAGGUCACACCAAACGAGAUGAACUCUGCCCAACUUCCUGGCCCUAUGCAAAGUCCAACGCAGAAAUCAUUCCUGUACCAACACAACCCGUUCCCUAUCUCUAAUGCCGGCUCACAUUUUGGGAAUCAGACAUAUGUCUACGGUGCUGGCUCCUCCGUUGCAGCCUCGCACCAAGGUUCAGGCGGAGCUGGCGACAAGCCCGGCCUCUUCGCUUCGGCAAUUCAGCAGCCCAGCAGCAAUCACAACACUCAGAAUCCAGUCUCAAGCCCCUCCACUAUUGUCGUUCACGGUAUCUCCGCUACCUGCAAGACCACCAUCGUCCGCAAUGUGCUGGCCGCCCUCGACGUCCCGCAUGCUCUCGUCCGCAGUCCCGAGUGCAUCACCGGCCGCCACUUACUCACCAAGAUUCUGUGGGCUACCCUCGGGGCGCUGGGCAAACGCGACGCGUGGGAGAAGUACGGCAAGGGGCGGUGCGAACACGUUAGUACGCUCGCCGUGCUGCUGAAUGAGUGUCUUUCCUCUGCAGCAUCGUCUGCUUCGAAUCCGCCGGCCGAGCAGCACAAGCGCUCUACAACAGACAAAUUCGUGCUCGUUCUCGAUGGCAUCGAUAAACAGAGAGAGGCUCCGCCUACGUUACUGGCUGCGCUGGCUAGAUUGGGGGAGGUGAUUCCUUCGCUAUGCGUCGUCCUAAUCCUCAGCACUACUCCGCGACCCCUCUUUCUACAUUCCGCCGGCGUCCCGCAUAUCAGUUUCCCACCCUACACGCGUAGUGAAGCCACGACCAUCAUCUUAAACAGCGGACCGCCACCGGCUACCGCCUCCAUUGGCCUGUCGGAUGCGGCCGCGUCCACCAUAUACCCGCAUUUCGUAUCGGCCGUCUACGACUCCCUGGUGGGACCGACAGCCAGCUCCAUCCCUUCCUUCCGAUCAAUCUGCGAGAAGCUCUGGCCGCGAUUCGUGGCGCCCAUCACGACGGGCGAGACACCGCUCGGCGGCACAGGGGAGUGGGACUUUACUCGGUUGCUGGUCAAAAACCGGGCGCUCUUCCGGCAUCAAGGGGCGGCCUUGCUGGUGCAUCACAUUGUCACGGAAGAAGAUGAUACGGAGUUGCCUGCUGUGACCACGAAGGGCCGGGCAGUUGUCUCCGCCUCUACCUCCAACAAGCCGAAAUCAGCCCCCUCUCCGCUACCUUCCUUACCAUACUUCCCCACCUUGAUCCUAACCUCAGCCUAUCUCGCCUCGCACACGCCGCAGCGGCUGGAUACUAUUUUCUUUUCCAAGUUCUCGUCGUCAUCUCUAUCCGCACGGAAUAAACGCGCGCAUCACCGGCGCCGGCUGAAGCUGCUCUCGCGGGCCCAGCUGGAGGAGGCUGCCUCGUCGGCGGAUCCGUCGAUCCCGGGCGGUAGAAAGAAGGGCAAACGCACCAAGACGAAAAUCACCAAAUCGACGCUAGAGUCGGCCUUUGCCACCACGUCCGCCACGACCUCAGCUGUUGGUGGUGGCGGUAGCAUCACAGGCCCCUCAACCAUCCUUACCGCGCGCCCAUUUCCCUUGGAGCGCCUGGUCGCCAUCUAUCAUGCGAUCGACCCUAAUCCCCCCGCCAAUCCGAUUCGGAUGGCUGCAGUAUCUGAUGCGAUCUAUGCCGAGUUGGCUACAUUGCGGCGGCUACGGCUGGUGGUGCCUGCGGCGGGUCGCGAGGGUCGUGUUGGGUUAGGGUCUGGUGGGUUGAGUAGUGGGAAUACCACAUCGGAUACAGGAGAGAAAUGGUGUGUGAACGUUUCCGGGGAUUGGAUCGGAGAAUUGGCGAAGACGGUGGGCGUUGAGGUGGGAGAAUGGUUGGCAGGUGGUUUGGACUAG